Messenger RNA from Pectinophora gossypiella (pink bollworm), 2113 nucleotides. RefSeq lists its product as uncharacterized. Lineage: Eukaryota; Metazoa; Arthropoda; Insecta; Lepidoptera; Gelechiidae. The record is from RefSeq and is a predicted model, not a curated record. Bases 130 to 2019 code for a protein of 629 amino acids. The transcript has 13 exons.
UUCUAACAUUUUUGUAAUGUGAAUCGCUUCGUUUACCAAGUGUUACUAAGUGAUAGAUUGAUCGAUAUUCUCUAUCAACAUUAGAAGACUAGACCACAAUAUUGGAUAUCAGUGUCAUAAUGUGAAGGGAUGAGACUUACAAGCAACACCGGGUUAUUGGCGAGUGUAUCACAGAAGAACAAUGCAGCUAAAAGCAGAAGUGAAAGCACGAUCACCCCGGAGCUGCGCUGUGACGUCACACCAGCUCCGUUCAUGCUGCGUCCCUACGCGGGCCUCUACAACCCGUUCCCGCACGCCUGCUCCGUACUCUGCAACCACCCCGCUGACACUGAGGCUAAGGAGUUCGUUAAACGAGCUAAGGAUGCUUGGGCUCUCGAGGGCAAAACCCAUUACUUCCAAGAAGAACUGGCUACAUUUCACGAUGGUAUGGACAAGGAGAAGAUCCGAACGCCCCACGAUAUUGUUACUGAAGACAUGUUUCGAAGGUAUACGGAGACGGACUCCCGGCCCCUGACGCCGGCGCCGACGUUAGCGAGCGGCAAGUCACGCGGCUCACGGCGCUGCCUCACGCCCGACCAGCCGCACACGCGUACUGCCAUCGUGCUGGACUUGAGGAGGAGUCACAGUCAGGAAACCCUCUAUUACCACGGCUACACAACAUCAGAGUUGACAGCUGGGCACACGACGAGCGUUACCAACGACCGUUCCACACUACCGUCUCUAAACCUAUCUGAAGGGGCCCACGCUCGACUUAUAAAGGGACAGUGUGAACAACUACCCCCCUUAGCCUCGCCCUUAGUACUGUCCAAAAGAGCUGAAAGAAUCCUGCCUCCGAAAGAACCGAUCAGCGUUAGAACUGCUAAAAAAAACCAACUGAAAGCGUUAAACUUGAAUAAACCUGCGAAGGGCAAGAGUAAAACGAAUGAACCGCCAUCAUCUCAAAGGUCUAAAGGAGACAAGGACACUAACGAUGGCAGCGACACGGGCCUGGGAAAUAUGGAUGAUGGAGGUAGCGGCGAACGACGAAGGGGCAAACGAAGACGCAAGGGCAGGCAGGGCGGCAGUGACAGACUCACAUCGGCGGGACUUGCCGCGCAAACGCAACAGGAUCCGGAGACUCAGAUCGCCGGCAUAGGCACAGACUCUCACAACCCAAGCUCUCGAGGAUCCAUCGCGAAGGCGGCUGAUGAGGACGACAUCAUUCUGCCGGUGAUCAGAACCGCCACAGCCAGAAAGACUGAUUCGUUUCUUGAUGAUGAAAUCCUCAAGUUCCUCCACAGGGAAGUGGACGAGGACGCUAUCGAAACCGAAUUUGAUGUUAAGCGGCGCUACGUCCUACAAGAAGCUCUGCGCACGCGCCCGGAGCGGCCUUACGGCACGGAGAUGCAGACACUGCUCAAAGAGUUGAAGGUCCCGGCUGUGAGUCUCGGUGACUGGCUGCACAUCCCGCGGGUGUUCUCCCGCAAGAACGCGCAGUUCACGCUGCCUAUUGACUCGAAUGCGCUGCAAGAUCUGACGCCAAUGCAGUACGCAGCGAGGUUUGUAACCUUGAAGAAGUCGAAGCAGCUAUUGUAUCUCACCGUGCUCAGAAAGUUCAGACCAGAAGGAUAUAGGAUGCCUAUAAAGGAUAUAGAAGAAGGACUGAUUUUGAUGAUGGGAGGCAUUCUUUCAACGAACCAGGCGCGCCAUUUAAAAAAUAUUAUGAACUGGGAAAACUAUGUUGAAGAAGACAAUAUUCCUGACGAGAUAAAAUUGACUUUACUCGGUACCGGGCACAAAAGAAAUCUCGAUAUUGAAGGAGGAGACGCCGGAGAGGCAGCUUUAAACACAGUGAAAUAUCGAACAUGGUGCGGCAUAUGUGCAAUUUGCGAGAGAAUGUACGGAAGAUUUCCGCCCAGAGAGAAAGAUCCACCUGAUGGGAUGGAGCUGAGUGAUUUUACCAUGCUGGAAACAAGACUAGCUGUACUCAAGGUUCACAGUGGACUGGUAGAAAUACUGAACACAAUUAGAGUGCGAUGAUUAUAUUUUUAACAAUCGUUUAUUGACAUGAUACCUAUAUUUUGUAAUAAAUUAUGUACCUACUAUUUUGUUACUCUUAAAGUAUGAAAUAAUA